CACCACUUUGAUACUGGGAUGAAGAUCAACAAUGAAAGAAGGAUUUGCUGGAGGAUAAUUAACACAAACAAAAUUUUGAAAGAUUUCCUGGGACCCUCUUUGAUUUACUGGCAGUCGGGCGGGCUCGGCGGGGCGGAGGAAGCCGGCGCUCUUGCUCGCCCGCCGGGAGCCCGCACGGUCGGCGGCCUCCCCCGCGCCCGGGCACAUGCGCGAUCUCCGCCGCCGCCGCCGAGUCUUCGGGCUCCGGGAGUCUCGGGCUGAGCAGGAGUCCGUGAGGGGGAAGGGGAAGCCCCGGGCGGCGGCCCCAACGCGCGAUCCCCUGCGGAGCGGCUCCAACAAUCAAUUCACUAUUGAGGCGCCGCAGGCCCCGGCGGCCAGAGCCAGCAGUACCGAGUCGUCCUCGCCGCCGCCGGCACGCGCGCGCUCCCGCUCCCGCCGCUUAUCGGCCCCUGGCAGCCGCCAAGACGAUGAGAGAGCAAGCGAGCGCAACCGUCUUCGUCGUAGCCGCCGCCGCCACGGAGCUCGCCGACGCCUCCGCCUCCCGCGCGAUGUCAGCGCCCCGGCUCCCUCCCCUUCCUCACUGGUCUAAAUUACUGUUUUAAUAUAUUUAAUUAAGUUGACUGUCUCUGAGAAAAUCUAAGUAAAAAUAUUGUGUAAUAUUACUUUAAAUAAAGGCACGCUGCAUGAUAGCAUUAAUCAAGAGAUCAUGAAAAAUUUGACUCAGAAGAAUUUUUUGGUUUGCACCAUGUAAAAUAACAUUUCUUCUUAACUUAAAAGUUUGCUUUC
This is a messenger RNA of Heterocephalus glaber (naked mole-rat), 786 nucleotides long. NCBI's taxonomy places the organism in Eukaryota, Metazoa, Chordata, Mammalia, Rodentia, Bathyergidae. The record is from RefSeq and is a predicted model, not a curated record.